Molecule: messenger RNA, 4624 nt
Organism: Tachysurus fulvidraco (yellow catfish)
Lineage: Eukaryota; Metazoa; Chordata; Actinopteri; Siluriformes; Bagridae
Gene: aqp10b
Product: aquaporin 10b
Exons: 6
Coding region: 270-1259 (329 amino acids)
Biological process (GO): water transport; glycerol transmembrane transport
Cellular component (GO): plasma membrane; basolateral plasma membrane
Molecular function (GO): water channel activity; glycerol channel activity; urea transmembrane transporter activity
Source: RefSeq, a predicted model, not a curated record
UCCUUGUAUGUGUCAACAAACCUGACUCUGAUUCUGAUUCUGAGCAGUGCUUUAUCUGCUGUGCUCUUUAAACAGAAUUUAAAGUACAACUCAUCAUUUUAUGGCAUGAAAUUGUUAUUGCACACACUUUAGUUUCUUAUACUACACACACACACGAACAGAUCAUACAUGGUUUCAGAUUUACACUGUUCAUUAGACAAGUGCUGAUCAAGCUUGUUUCUGGUGAAUAUCUACUCUAAAAAACCAUGAAAUUAAAUAUCACCUGAAACAUGGAUCGAGUGCUGAAGAGAUGUCACAUCAGCAAUCGCCUGGUUAGAGAAUGUUUUGCAGAGUUUCUCGGAGUCUACGUUUUAAUACUCUUUGGCUGUGGUUCGGUCGCUCAGGUGACAACUUCAAAAAACAGCAAAGGAGAAUAUUUAUCAAUCAAUCUUGCAUUUGCUCUGGGAACAACAUUCGGAAUCUAUGUUUCUAAAGGUAUAUCAGGAGCUCACCUGAACCCAGCCGUGUCUCUCAGCCUAUGUUUCCUAGGCAGGUUUUCCUGGACUCGGCUGCCGUUCUACGUUAUUUCACAGGUGUUCGGUGCCUUUCUGGCUGCAGCUACCGUUGCAUUGCAGUAUUUUGAUGCCAUAAUCUAUUACAGUGGUGACCAUCUAACAGUGAGCGGUCCCACUGGCACAGCAGGAAUAUUCUCCACUUACCCUGCAGAAUACCUGAGCGUUUGGGGAGGAGUAGUAGACCAGGUGAUCGGCACAGCGGCCCUGAUGGUGUGUGUGCUGGCUCUGGGUGACAGUCGUAACUUUCCUGGCCCCCCCGGGCUAGAACCUGUGCUAGUGGGAGCAGUGGUUAUGGUCAUUGGCCUCUCCAUGGGUUCAAACAGCGGAUAUGCCCUCAACCCGGCACGAGACCUCGGCCCUCGGAUCUUCACCUGUAUUGCUGGAUGGGGAACUGAGGUGUUCAGCAGAGGAUGGUUAGCAACUACAGAGUACCACCAACCUUUGAUGAAGGAAAACCAUAUGAAGGUUGGAAGAAUGAAGUCGCAAUUUGGACCAGAGUUACGGAACUCGAAAAAAAAGAAACAGGCGCUGGCUGUGGCUUUGGUGCUGUCCGGAAGAGCGAGAGAAACGGCGAUGGAAAUACCGGUAGAUGAAUUGAAUAAGGACACUGGCAUGGACACUUCAUUUGCGAAACUCGAUAAUUUGAUAAUUUGUAAGAAAAGGGCCAAACGUAUGAGGCUUACUCGAGUUUUGACCGGAUUAUGAAAGAUAGCGGUGUUUCCAUAAUCGAUUUAUAUAAUCGAUUUUGAACAGCGGUACUCAAGGAUGCGUAACACUGCUCGUGGACACUGCGUGCUUAGAAGUGAAAGACCGACAGUUAGCUUUGACAGCAUGCACAGAUUUGACUUUUGCGUCAAUGAAGUCAGCACUGAAGAAGAUUUUCGGAGGAAAGUCUGCUCCUACAGUGGGGAUUAACCAGGAAACAGUUUAUGUAACAGAACACAGACGACAAAGGAGCAAGCCACGGUCACAAAAUGUUCAACAAAAGACACCACUGCCUGGCACUAACUCUCUAGACAGGUAUGGACGCAGAUCAAAAUGUGCGGUUUGUCAAAACACAUUCCACUGGGCCAAGGACUGUCCACACAGAGUUGAGCAAGUCAAGCUGACGCGAGAUAGUAAAACAGAGGAUAUAAAGGAGUGCAAUAUUACUCUGUAUACAAAAGAGUCCCCCACUGAAGCAGAAAUAUUUAUGACAGAGUGUUUUGGUUCAGCAAUAAUAGACACUGCAUGUACUCGGACUGUGUGGACAGGAAUGGCUAAAUAGCUACAUCACUGAACUAAACCAAAACGAGAUAAAAAAAACCCGAGGAAGACAGAAACACACAGUCAUAGACCCUUUAAGUUUGGUGACGGAAAAGUAGUCUAUUCCAGCAGAAAGUUGAAAAUUCCUGCAAAAAUUGGAAAAAUUAAGUGUCAUAUCGAAACUGAAGUUGUCCCAGCAAAGAUUCCACUACUUUUGAGCAAGACAUCCUUGAAAAGAGCAGGUACAGUGCUGGAUAUGGAAAAAGACAGUGCUGUGAUGUUCAGUCAACCUGUGCAACUUGACUUCACAAGCUCUGGUCAUUACUGUGUAAACAUUAUGGACAAUGAAAUGAAAAACAUUCAAGAUGAUGAUGACUGUGUCUUGGUAGCUGCUGAAGCUGUUACUCCAAUGGAACAAAAGACUGAGGAUGCACAAAGUCAGUGUGAUGAGGAAAUGGGUCAUUCUACGAAACGGGUGCCAUUUCCACUUUGCAAUUGUCCACAUUUUCAUUAAGAACAAACUUUUUUUUUUUUUACUUACAACUUUAAAUAUUAUGUUAAUCCUCCAAAAAACAUAUUUUCCCACCUCAGGCACAAAAUCCUUAAUAAUAUUAUCAAUUUUAUUCUGGCAAGGGAGUCUUUUUUUUUACCACCCCGUCACGGACAAUAUGUAUGGGAUAAGAUUAGUAAAACAAGAAAUAUAUUUUUAAAAUCAAAUGUUUUCCUAAUAGUAAAAUGUCCCUUUAUUGGAAACUAUCAAUAGAAAGUCUGUAAUUUAAUUUAAAUAAUUAUUCUUAGUUUUUUAAUCUUGAAAUAUGAAUUUGACUUUUCAAUGGCCUCAUUGUUUGUACUUAAAAAACGAAUACACUUAAAAAAUUCAAAUAAAGUUACAUUUAUUUGAUUAGUCCACACAACAAGAACAUCAUUCAACAUUAAGUUAUGUAAAAUUUAUUUUCUUUUAAAUACAUUUUUAACAAAAUGGCCCUGUGACGGGGUGGUAACUGAUGCCACGGAGUGGUUCACUGUGACCGGGUCGUAUGGACAAAGUGUGUAUCUCUAUGGUAUGCUUAUUAUAAACUUUAUAAAACGGGGGAGGGGAAACAUUAACAUUGGAAAUUUAACGGAAAACUUUGGUCAUGCUCUGAAAAACUAAAAAAAGAGCAUCAUUACAGUGACUGGGAGAGUCGCAUCCACAUCCCUUUGGAUUUCCAUGUGGUGGGAUGUCACAGGCCGUGGUGCUUGAGUGAUUUCGAGCACAUCAUCGAAGAGAUACCACAUCGAGUCAUCUUUUGGAGCCCAGAAGAACCUGUUGACACCUACACGGUGCAUACACUUUACCAGGGCAUGCGUUUCAUCUGUCUCCAUGAUGAUCCCAGGAGAAAGGUCAUUGUCAUAUUUAAGCAUGCACCACUUCCCAAUGAGAUCUCAACUUUCCCAAGCAAUUGCUUCUGUUGGCACCUUUUGGGCUGUCAUGUUAAAAGUAAAAUGAUUUGUUGUGAAGCAUUGACAUCUCAGCUGCUUUUGCGUGGAGCACAUGCAACUUAUUUCCCGUUAAAGGAUUUCUCCUGGACUGGAUGUGACCACUUGGUAGGUUUUCAUUGUGGAUGGCACUGGUGGAUUCUUGCCUUUCAUCUUUUCCAAUGCCUGCUCAACAGCUUCAGAUGAUACAUAAAAUCAUCAACAUGACUUAACAGUUCUAGAUAUUUCAGUUAGGGCCUUAUAUAGCUCAUGGGCAUCGGGUAUGUCACGGCCAUUGGUCACCAGCUUGUCUGCUGUUCUUUUCAAGGUUCCCCCAACACUGUCAGGGGACCCCUUGCCAUGGCUUGCCUCAAAAAAGUUCCUCGUUCCACCCUUUAGACCUUGUCUUGCUUUCUCUUGCUUUCUCUUAUCUUCUCUUAUGUAACAUUCUUCAUUAAACACAGAUAGUGAGUGGGUGAGUGGUUGAGUGAGUGAGUGAGUGAGUGGGUGACAUAGUGAGUGAGUGACAUAGUGAGUGAAAGAGAGAGUGAGUGAAAAAGAGAGUGAUUGAGUGACAUAGUGAUUGAGUGAUUGUGUGACAUACUGUAGCGAGUGAAUGAAUAAACAAAACAGGGUUAACAGAUACAAAAUAUUAACCUAUAUCAGAAUCCUUGAUUUCACACAUCUUCACAUUCAAAUGGGAAGCAGAACCACCCCGUCACAUUCCUUACCACCCCGUCACAAUAAAACAUGUGACGGGGUGGUAUGUGACGGGGUGGUAAAUAUCAUCCCAAAAUGGCCGCAUGUCUCCCAUGUGGUCAAGUUCCUCACCAUGCAUACUUGCAUUCUAUCUUAAAUAUAAUUUUAUUUGCAUUAAUAAUGUUAAAAAAUAUAUAAAAAUUAGUUUUCCCUCCCUAUCUUGCGUGACGGGGUGGUUGGUUUGAGCUUGACGGAAGCUGCCUAACAUGAAAAAUCAACAAAUAAAGAAUGUAGAGGAAUGUCAGUACUUGACUGUUUUUGUACUUGGUGGCAACAAGGCUCCAGUGAUGUCACUUCUGCUUUGUGAUGUCAUUUAUUGCAACAGUACAUUAUUUAUUGAUAAAACAAGUUAGUGUGACGGGGUGGUAAAUCAAAUUGAAGGACGCACACAAAUCAUAAAAUAUUUACAAAAAAAUAAGGUUUAUUUUGAAUAAAAUAUAUCUUAUGUGAAAAGGGACACAAAUAUAAUUCUGAAAAUAAUAUCUUUUUAAAAAAAAUACAUAACUAAUUUGGUGAUAUUUUAGAUGCAAAUGUCAUGUUGGUCAACAUGGACAUGUGAAAAUGGCUAUGUACUAAUGCAAAAUUAUUAAAAAUAGUAUGUUAUUCUU